Messenger RNA from Entrophospora candida, 370 nucleotides. Lineage: Eukaryota; Fungi; Glomeromycota; Glomeromycetes; Entrophosporales; Entrophosporaceae. The record is from the annotation of a GenBank genome assembly.
ACAUUACUCAGCAUCUUGUAAAUAUUGUCCAAAAACUUGGAAUCGUGGAACACCUUUUAAACUCAAAGCUCAUUUAGCAAAUGAAUGCCCUAGUUGUCAUUAUUCUAUUUCUCAUUUUUAUUUAGAUGGAAUUAAUCAACAAAGCAGUAAAGUAGUCAAAAAACAAAAUGCUCAAACCCCUUUGUCAAACUUUUAUGAAAGCACUGUUCUAACUGAUCAAAGAAAAUAUUCAAUUAAUAAAUCAUUAUUAUUGGCUUUCAUCUGUUGUGGUAUACCAUGGAAUGUAGUUGAAAAUCCAUUUUUUAUAGAACUUUUAAAACAAUUAAGACCUGCAUAUGAACUUCCUUCUCAUCAGAAAAAUUACUUAUAG